CAACAAGAUGAAAGAAGAGGAGGAGGAAGAAGAAGAAGGAACAGUCGCAGGGUGAUGAGGCGCAUGCUGGAAAAUGGAGAAAACACACAUGUCAGCUUUCGCCUUGUAUCAGUCCUUAUCAACAGACUUACCACCUGCAAAGACGGCCUCCCUGCAGGUGGUGGAGAAGAAGAAAAAGAGAAAGAGAAAGGAGAAUGGGGUCAGUAAGGUCAACACAGUUAAAGCUCAGUUAAAGCCUGAGAGGAAGAAAAUGCGUAAGAAGUCUGCACAGAGAGAGGAGAGCCUUAAGGGAGCUGCAGAAAUGCAGGUGGAGGAGUGUGUGAACGGAGACAGCGAGGAUCUGGAUGCUUUGCUGGCCGACCUGGCAAAAGUCAACAACAGCAGGGAGAGAGCGAGUCAGCUGUUCCAGUGGCUCAUCAACCCGAUCCCUGCCAAGACCUUCUUCAGGGACACCUGGGAAAAGAAACCAAUUCUUGUUCAACGCAAGAACCCAGAUUACUACAAGGGGCUGUUCUCCACAGCGGAGUUCGAUCGCAUAUUAAGACAGGAGGAUGUUCAGUACGGAGUGAACCUGGACGUCACGAGCUACACUAACGGCACGAGGGAGACGCACAAUCCUCCAGGGAGAGCUCUGCCGUUCACUGUGUGGAACUUCUACGAGAGCGGCUGCUCCCUCCGCAUGCUGAACCCCCAGGCUUUCUCCUCCACCGUGUGGAACGCGCUGUCCAUCCUUCAAGAGCAGUUUGGCAGCAUGGCAGGAGCCAACGUAUACCUGACACCACCUGGAACUCAAGGCUUCGCUCCACAUUAUGACGACAUUGAGGCGUUUAUCGUCCAGCUGGAGGGGAAGAAACACUGGAGAGUUUACAACCCAAGGACGGAAGACGAAGUCUUGCCUGUGCUUUCAAGUCCAAACUUCGAUCAGUCAGACAUCGGGAAGCCGAUCCUGGAAGUGGUGUUAGAAGCCGGUGAUCUCCUCUACUUCCCCCGAGGAUUCAUCCACCAGGGCGAAUGCCUCCCAGAUGCUCACUCCCUUCACAUCACCAUCUCCUCUUACCAGAAGAACAGCUGGGGGGACCUGAUGCAGAAGAUGGUUCCCGCAGCACUGGAGAUCGCAAUGGAGGAGGAUUUGGAGUUCAGACAGGGCUUACCACUCGACUACCUGACAUACAUGGGAGUGCAGAACUCUGACAAGGAUGACACACGCAGGAAGAAAUUCUUCUCGCGCAUCGAGAGCCUGAUGAAGAAGCUGACGAGUUACGCCCCAGUCGACGCUGCCGUGGAUCAGAAAGCCAGGGACUACCUCCAUGACUGCCUUCCUCCCAUGCUCAGUCCAGAGGAAUCAGCCAGCAGUGUGAAAGGAGCACCUGUUAGGUGGGAGCGUGGGCAGGUUAUCGGCGUAGGCGCACACAUCACUACCCAGACCAAAGUGAGAGUUCUGCGUGCUGGAUGUGCAAGGUUAUGCAGUGACGGAGAAGCUGUUCAUCUUUACUACACAACAGACAACUCCAGAGUUUACCACAAAGAGGAGCCCAAGAGUUUUGAAAUAAACGCAGAGCAUACAGAUGCCAUCGAGUUUCUGAUCCAUUCAUAUCCCAAAUUUGUGACAGUAGGAAGUUUCCCCUGUGAUUCUGCAGAGGACAAGGUCGCUCUGGCUGAGCUGCUCUUUGAGAGGGGGAUUAUCCACACUGCAGAACCUCUGUAGCGGCUACACACUCUUCAGUCAUGCUGACUGCACAAACAGAUUCCAAUUGUUUGUACAAAAACUCGCAUCUUGAAAUACAAAAACACUUUUUGUCUCAAGUAGUCUCCAUUGGCUUUUUCCCAGAACGGUCACACUGAACAAACCAGUUAUGAAUUUUCUCUCUGUUCAGCAUCAAAUAAAGCUGUUUUCUUU
Larimichthys crocea (large yellow croaker) is the source of this 1897-nucleotide messenger RNA. It is a transcript of the gene riox1, whose product is annotated as ribosomal oxygenase 1. Gene Ontology annotation, molecular function: histone H3K4 demethylase activity; histone H3K36 demethylase activity. The transcript has 15 exons. Gene Ontology annotation, cellular component: nucleolus. The coding region runs from base 74 to 1705 and encodes 543 amino acids. The record is from RefSeq and is a predicted model, not a curated record. Lineage: Eukaryota; Metazoa; Chordata; Actinopteri; Sciaenidae.